Messenger RNA from Pantherophis guttatus, 2072 nucleotides. It is a transcript of the gene SRMS, whose product is annotated as src-related kinase lacking C-terminal regulatory tyrosine and N-terminal myristylation sites. Gene Ontology annotation, molecular function: protein binding; protein tyrosine kinase activity; ATP binding. The record is from RefSeq and is a predicted model, not a curated record. Gene Ontology annotation, biological process: protein phosphorylation. NCBI's taxonomy places the organism in Eukaryota, Metazoa, Chordata, Lepidosauria, Squamata, Colubridae.
UCUCACUUUGAGAAGCAAAGAGUUCCCGUGGCCUACAAACACAUUCAGGUAUCCAAGGAUCCAGGAAGCAUCUCACUUCACUUCUGCUGGCUCCGGGAGAGAGAAGACGGGAAGGCAACCUUGACUCAUUGAUCCACGAGCAAUGAAAGAAGAAGCUAUGAAGGUGACCAGACUUUCCUUCUUCACUCCGAGCAGCUUGUUGGAAGAGCAGAGCUAAAUCUCCUUGGAGAAACUUCCCCAGAAAGGGAUGGACAAUUUCAUCCGAAAACACUUGCAUUUCUUUCAAACCUUUUGGAACAAGUGCGUGUCCAACGGAGCCUCCGGUAACCGUUCUUUAGAGUCCUGGGAACCGAUCCCAGGAUCCUUACAUCCCACGCUGGAUCCUGACCCUGCUGAAGACAGAGCUUCCCUCCGUGGGGUGCUAUACAACUACACUGCCAAGAAUGCCGAGGAGCUGAGUGUCACUAGAGGGGACAAACUUUAUGUCCUCAAAGAAGAAGGGGGUUAUGUCCUAGCAAGGCGCUUCUCUGGAGACAGAGUCGUGGGCUAUGUUCCAGCCAGCUAUAUCAGCAAGGGCAGCGAUGAACCGGCCAGCCAUCAAUCUUGGUACAUAAAUGGAAUCACGAGAAAUAAAGCCAACCAGCUGCUUCUCUCCCCCCCAAAUCACCACGGCUCCUUCCUUAUUCGGGACAGCGAGAGUAACAAGGGAGAAUACUCUCUGUCAGUUCGCAACCACGGCAAAGUGCGACAUUUCAGAAUCUUCUCGAAUCCUGCCGGAAGUUUUUACUUGGAAAAAGCUCAUGUCUUCCCGAGUCUGGAAGAGCUCCUUGCUUAUUACAGAGCCAACUGGAAAAUCAUUGAAUGCCCUUUGUCUCAGCCCUGCGUCCAGAAGAGAACUUCUGAGAUGGAUCAGUGGGAACGUCCCCGGUCUGAAUUCCAGCUCUGGAGGAAGAUGGGUGAAGGAUGUUUUGGAGAAGUUUGGGAAGGAAUGUGGAAGAACACAGUGCCCGUAGCCAUCAAAAUUAUGAAACAAGCUGACAUGAGGGACGACUUUGUCAAGGAGAUCCGGAACUUGAAAAGUCUGAAACACACAAGGCUCAUCAAACUUCUGGCGGUCUGUUCUGUGGGGGAGCCGGUUUACAUCGUCACAGAGUUGAUGCGGAAGGGCAACCUCCAUAGUUACCUCAACAGUGCUGCUGGAAAGGAAUUGACCACACACCACUUGCUCAGCAUCUCUUGCCAAGUGGCUGACGGGAUGACCUAUCUGGAGGAACAACAUAUCAUCCAUCGGGACCUCGCAGCAAGGAACAUCCUGGUGGGAGACGACCUUGCUUGCAAAAUAGCUGACUUCGGCCUUGCCAGGCUCCUCAAGGAUGACAUCUACUCCACCAGCAGUAACGCCAUGAUCCCGGUGAAGUGGACGGCACCAGAAGCUGCCGUCUACCAGACGUACUCCCCCAAAUCGGAUGUUUGGUCCUACGGGAUCCUGCUCUACGAGGUUUUUAGCUAUGGACAGUGCCCCUAUGAUGGGUUGACCAAUCAGGAGACCAUCCAGCAGAUUACUCGGGGCUACCGUCUCCCUCGCCCCAACAGUUGCUCUUCAGAGAUUUAUAGCAUCAUGCUGGAAUGCUGGAAGACCCAUCCCGAAGAUCGGCCAAGUUUUCUCAACUUGAGGGAUGCACUCUUUUCGAUUUACAAAUGGGCGCGUCACCCCUUCUCCUGAAUGGGGGGGGGCACCUCCUGCGCCCUCUGCAACAACCAUCAGCCCUUCGUGCUCAAUGGGCUAGUUAGUAGAAGUCCUGCAGACCUUCUAGCUCAGAUUCUCUUGAGCCUGCAGGAACAUUUGUGCCUCGGAAGGUGGACGAUGUGAGCUCUUCAACCUCAGCAGGUGGAACUGGUGGAGGUGGAGUUAUGGGCUCUACCCGUCCACAAAUAGCUCACGAUAAGAGAUACCGUACAGCCAAGAGCUCAGUGUGGAGAGAAACAGAAAUGCAGUAUUGCCUUCCUUAUGGACUCUUCUUGCUUUAGGCACCCGAAUGGCUUCCUUUAGUCAAUAAACGUGUACAAAUGUA